UCCAGCCAGAGCCACAGCCUUGCCCCCCAGGAGACUGAAGACAUGGCACCCAAGAAGGCCAAGAGAAGGGCAGUGGCAGAAGGCGGAAGCUCCAAUGUCUUCUCCAUGUUUGACCAGACUCAGAUCCAGGAGUUCAAGGAGGCCUUCACGGUAAUCGACCAGAACCGGGAUGGCAUUAUCGACAAGGAGGAUCUGCGGGACACCUUCGCAGCCAUGGGGCGCCUCAAUGUGAAGAAUGAGGAGCUAGAUGCCAUGAUGAAGGAAGCCAGUGGUCCCAUCAACUUCACCGUCUUCCUGACCAUGUUUGGAGAGAAGCUCAAAGGUGCCGACCCUGAGGAUGUGAUCACUGGCGCCUUCAAGGUCCUGGACCCUGAGGGGAAGGGCACCAUCAAGAAGCAGUUCCUGGAGGAAUUGCUUACCACGCAGUGUGAUCGCUUCUCCCAGGAAGAGAUCAGGAACAUGUGGGCAGCCUUCCCCCCCGACGUGGGAGGCAACGUAGACUACAAGAACAUCUGCUAUGUCAUCACGCAUGGUGACGCCAAGGACCAGGAGUAGGGGACCCUGUUAGGCCUCAGCUGGCCAAUGCCUU
This is a messenger RNA of Neogale vison (American mink), 589 nucleotides long. RefSeq names its product myosin light chain, phosphorylatable, fast skeletal muscle (gene MYL11). Lineage: Eukaryota; Metazoa; Chordata; Mammalia; Carnivora; Mustelidae. Gene Ontology annotation, cellular component: cytoplasm. Gene Ontology annotation, molecular function: calcium ion binding. The transcript is spliced from 7 exons. The coding region runs from base 43 to 555 and encodes 170 amino acids. Gene Ontology annotation, biological process: skeletal muscle tissue development. The record is from RefSeq and is a predicted model, not a curated record.